This is a messenger RNA of Syngnathus acus (greater pipefish), 3019 nucleotides long. RefSeq names its product phospholipase D family, member 7 (gene pld7). Gene Ontology annotation, molecular function: catalytic activity. Bases 204 to 2717 code for a protein of 837 amino acids. The record is from RefSeq and is a predicted model, not a curated record. The transcript has 12 exons. Lineage: Eukaryota; Metazoa; Chordata; Actinopteri; Syngnathiformes; Syngnathidae.
AUCGCGGUUACUUUCAGUUGUUGUUUACUCACCUUACCUCGAAAGGUGUGUGAAAAACAGAUUUAAUUUUCAUUUAUUGGACACCCAAAGGGGGAAAUUGACGCCGGGUGUUAUUUAGUGAACGAUUUGGCUCGACGGUAUUUCACUUGUAUUCAGUUUACAAUUCAUAUUUCCUCCACCGUCCCUUUUCAAGUCCCCAAAAAAUGCAUAUGGUUUUGCGACCCAGAAAAUCAAUGAAUCCCAAUUAUGAGGACGACGAACAGGAAGAAACAGCAGAAACAACCAAAAGGCUGUUGAGGAAGUCCUUCCGCCUGGCGCAGAGACCCACGGACGCGGACUUCGAAGACUUGGACUCUGAAACUGUGCACGGUGAGGUGAUGGAGAGAGUGCAGACUGAUGAUGAAGAAUCCAUGGAGGAAAACGAUGACACGGAAAUGAAGCGCUGCAGCGUUGUGCUGGACCGUCUCGGCGAUAAGACCACGCGAAGAGAACCUGAGGAGCGAGACGACAUGAACCGCAAAAGCGCCAAGCCUGCCUCUCGCAUCCCAACUUUCCAUAAGCGGCCUGCUGUUGUGAGCGCAGAGCUGCCCGUCUCAAAAAAAGAGCCUCCUGCCAACCUGGUUCAGCCUACUGACAAACCUGCAAAUGUUGACGUAUCCAAGACCAAAAUACUUGAACCCCACCUCCAGCCACUGGUCCGCACCCCUAAAGUUAGUUUGGAGGCCCGCACCACCCCGUUCAGCAUAGAACAAAUGGCCGCAGGGGCUGCCCCCCAAAACUACGUCUUGUGUGAGGCAGUGCCACCCAGUCUGAUGCUCAGCCCCAGGCCUGCCCUCAGAGCAGAGGAGAAUCUCAUCCAAUGGGAAAACGAGAGCCAACACACGGAAAUGGACAGCGCUGCAAGCAGCCUUCCGCUCAUGGGCGCCCAAAGCAAUAACGCAUGUCUGGAAGAAAUUCCUCAGAAGCCUUAUUUAGAGAAAAAGAUCAAUAUUCCUCUAACAAUACCCAAAGAGCCCACCUGCAUACCCCACACGCAAGCUAUUGUGGACGAAAAACCACCAUGGGAGGUCGAAGAUCCAAACGCAGCUGAGUCCAAUGACCCAAGAUCGUCAGACAUAGAUAGUGAGAAUGAUCAGUCAUCGGAUGAUCACUCCUCGGAUGAUUCUGUCAAUACAGAGGACUGCAAUGAACCACAAGCAAGCAUACAGGACAGCGAGGAGGUUGCAAAGGACGAAGCUGAAAUUGACGCCAAAUCGGCCUCUUCUGUGCUAGCAGAGCAGCCUGCUAAAAGUCCAUCAACCAAGUCAACAAAAGGAUGUCGAUGCGGAGGCUUGGUCCUCUACUUCUUGCUGUCGGCAACUCUGCUGCUGUUUGGUAUGCACGCGUGGCGCUUCGGCCUCCCCAUGUCGGUCAGCCAACUCGCUGCUCAUCUGGAGCUGCACUGGCUGGAGGGCGUGGGCCCCAUCACGGAGGAGUGUAGCAGAGAUUGUAGAGCUCAUUUGGUGGAGAGCAUUCCCGUGGGUUUGUACCCGUCCAGUCCGUCGCCGCAGCACAGCACAGCGGCCACCUGGCUCAAGCUGCUGGACCGAGCCAACAGCUCGGUCAGCAUCGCCGCUUUCUACGUGACGCUGCGGAGCAACGAUUCCAAGUUUGCCGGCUCCGUGGACAUUCAGGGCAGGGAGGUCUUUGAGCAGCUGAAGCAACUUCCAUCCAAACAUGUGAAUCUCAGUAUAGCCGUGAAUGGCCCACAGACGUCCACUCAGGACACGAGUGAAUUGGCUGCAGCAGGUGUCAACAUCAGGGAGGUGGACCUGAAGUCUAUAUCUGGAGGUAUCGUGCACACCAAACUGCUGCUGGUUGAUCAGAAGCACUUCUACUUGGGUAGUGCCAACAUGGACUGGCGUUCUUUGACUCAGGUGAAGGAGGUCGGUGUUGUCAUAGAGGACUGCAGCUGCCUGGCGCAAGACGCCACUCGUAUCUUGGAGAUGUACUGGAGCCUCAAUGGAUCCCUGCCACUCUAUUGGCCAGCUCGCUUCACCGCCCUGUCCAGCUCCCGGGAUCCUCUGGAGGUCAACUUGAACGGAGUCGCCGCCAAAGUCUACUUGUCUAGUUCCCCCCCACAGAUCUCAGCGCGAGGACGCGAGGAUGAUCUCCACACCAUCUUGUCCGUCAUUGAGGAUGCUCAGGAAUUUAUUUAUAUCUCUGUCAUGGACUAUCUUCCCCUUUCGGAGUUCACCAAGCCAAUCAGGUUCUGGCCUGCCAUCGACUCUGCCCUACGCGCAGCAGCUUGCGCGCGAAGUGUGAAACUCCGUCUCCUGGUCAGCUGCUGGGAGCACUCGCCUGCCGCCAUGUUCACCUUCCUGCAGUCGUUGCUAGUUCUCAACAGGCCGCCCAUGAAAUGCGACAUUGAAGUGAAAAUUUUCACAGUGCCCGCGACCGUAGAGCAGAUGAAGAUCCCUUUUGCUCGAGUCAACCACGCCAAGUUUAUGGUCACCGACAGAGUCCUCUAUAUCGGCACAUCCAACUGGUCCGAGAUCUACUAUACCGAGAACGCCGGAGUGGGUUUGGUGGUGAACCAGACAGAUUCCGAGGUCAGACAAGGCCAGCGGACAUUGCAGAGCCAAGCAGAGGAGCUCUUCCUCCGAGACUGGAGGUCUCAUUACUCCAGCACACUGUCGGCCACCGACGUCAGAGUCUGCCCUCGUAUGUCACACUAAAUUAUUGAUGAGCAUCUCUCUUUGCUGCCUGUCCAACUUCAUCCCUCCUUUUCCCCCUUUUAGCAUGCUAAGGGACUGCUGUGAGAAACCACUGUAUAUAAUUGCCCUUUUUAUGGUUGGUUUCCCAAUCAUGUUUUUGUGCUCAGUGCUGUUGAACUACCAAUCUGAGCUGUACAGAUCCCUCCCCUUUUUGUUUUUGCAUCGAGCAAUUUGUAUAUGUUCUGCAUGUUAUUUCCUCAGGUAAUUUCAAAAUUCUGGGUAUGCAAUACUAAGACUUGGAAAAUAUUUAAAAAAAUGCUGCA